Molecule: messenger RNA, 2082 nt
Organism: Protopterus annectens (West African lungfish)
Lineage: Eukaryota; Metazoa; Chordata; Ceratodontiformes; Protopteridae
Gene: PMM2
Product: phosphomannomutase 2
Exons: 8
Coding region: 134-874 (246 amino acids)
Biological process (GO): protein N-linked glycosylation; mannose metabolic process; GDP-mannose biosynthetic process
Cellular component (GO): cytosol
Molecular function (GO): phosphomannomutase activity
Source: RefSeq, a predicted model, not a curated record
CUACAGCUGCCAUUAUUCUAUGUAACUUUCCAUGUGUAAUCAGGAAGUGGUUUAGUUGGACGUGUGCCUCAAGUUUCAUUCAUUUUUACAAUCUUGAGUUUGUUUUUGUUGGUGGAGUCUGAAUACCUUAGAAAUGGUUGAUACCACAACUUUGUGUUUGUUUGAUGUGGAUGGCACCCUAACAGCACCUCGGCAGAAAGCCAUCCCAGAAAUGCAUGCAUUUCUUAAGAAGUUAAGGAACAAUGUGAAAGUCGGGGUCGUUGGAGGAUCAGACUUGGACAAAAUUAAAGAACAGCUAGGAGAAGAUGUUAUUACAAAAGUUGAUUAUGUUUUUGCUGAAAAUGGCCUUGUUGCAUACAAAGAUGGCAGCUUCUUGAGCAGACAGAGCAUUCAGAAUCAUAUGGGAGAAGAUGUACUUCAGGAAUUCAUUAACUAUUGCCUCACCUACAUUGCCAAAAUCAGGUUGCCUAAAAAGAGGGGCACAUUUAUUGAAUUUCGAAAUGGAAUGAUAAAUGUUUCUCCCGUUGGAAGAAGCUGUAGUCAGGAGGAGCGAAUUGAAUUUUAUGAGCUUGAUAAAAAAGAAGGUAUACGUGAAAAGUUUGUGAAUGAUUUAAGAAGAGAAUUUGCUGGAAAAGGACUGACAUUCUCUAUAGGAGGACAAAUAAGUUUUGAUGUUUUUCCUGAAGGAUGGGACAAAAGGUAUUGCCUGAAACACGUAGAGGAAGAUGGACUCAAAACCAUCCAUUUCUUUGGAGAUAAAACCAUGCCAGGUGGAAAUGAUUAUGAAAUUUUUACAGACUCGCGAACAAUAGGUCAUUCAGUGACAUCCCCAGAAGAGACCAUGCAACUCUGUGAAAAGCUGUUCCUGCACUAAAGAGUUUUUAUCUCUUCAGAAUUCAUCUCAGAGAUUGGAAUGAUAGACAUCUGUGUCCACCUAAGUAUUUCUGCAAAAACAAACAUUUGUUGUAUUGGGGAUUGUUUUUAUCCAUGUGAAAAGCACUGUCCAAGAGUGAAUCCCUUUAGGGAUACAGAACUCUCCUGAGAUUCAUACUAGAUUGUCUACAGAUAUUUAUUAUCAUUGCUCAGUGCAUGAAGAGCUGUACCUCUGUGUGAAAAUGUGCAGCCCAGUAAUGCUCACUGUUUGCACAUAAAGAAAAAGACAUAAACAAAUGAAGGGUUAUAAGGGGUUUCUGAAGUAUUUUUUUUUUUUGUUGUAGGUGUAUUUACAGUUAUUGCCUUAACUUAACCUGUGGGCUAUUUAAAUGUUUGGCGUUUGCUGUUUCUUUACUCCUUCCAAGGUACAGGUUUUGCUACUUCACUUCCUAAUCAGGAAUGAAGGUAGAUGUUUUAGUAACACUUUAUUUUAUUUAGUUGGUGGACUUUGUGCCAGGACUAACCUUAAAUAUGGGUGACCUAGGUAGACACCUACAAAGUGCCACUGCACAAUUAUUGUGUAGUAUGGAGAGGGACUUGUUUUAUUUUUUAUGUUCUUAAAUUGUCUACUACACUGUGAGGUGGAUGGUGUGUAUGAAUGCUAUGCAGCGGGACAAUGUUAUGACUGGAAACAACAUGCAGUAACAGGCUCAGUGAGUAUGAAUGUGAGUACAGGUACAUAUACUGCCUUCCUUCUCCCACCUAUGAUCUGCUCUUUAACAUUCUGUCAUUAUGCUAGUCAUAAUGAAUGCUGGGUAAGAAUCCUGGGAAAUCAGAGCAAAAGUUGAACUAGCAGCAUGUCACAAGAGUAAAUGAGUAUAAUAGUUUCUCAGAACGUGCUUUAUACUGCAUUUCGUCUCCCUACCCCUUAGGUUCUUUUUCCAGAUCCAAUUGUCUGUUCUGAUCAGUUUUGUCACAUCUACACUGGCUGUUGCUCUGGGCUUAAUUUUGUAAGCAAAGUGACAAGUGUACUGGAAAAACUGCCUCUCUUAUAUAUACAAGUAGUAGUUCAAUGUUCUAAUUCAGUCUGUAAACACAAAGCACAUGGUGGGUGGACUAAGGUUUCAAGUAACGAAAGUACUCUUGAUAGGCAAGAGGAGGAAUACCCACCUUAUGGAGUGUAAAAACAUGGAGUUCCUGACUGGGGGG